Messenger RNA from Gigantopelta aegis, 2947 nucleotides. RefSeq lists its product as uncharacterized. NCBI's taxonomy places the organism in Eukaryota, Metazoa, Mollusca, Gastropoda, Neomphalida, Peltospiridae. The transcript is spliced from 4 exons. The coding region runs from base 244 to 1773 and encodes 509 amino acids. The record is from RefSeq and is a predicted model, not a curated record.
UGGAUUUUCUAUGAUUUUCUCGUUUGUUUCUCUUAAUGUGGUGGCAGUGUCUCCAACUUCUGGAUUGGUGUUAGUGGCGCGAAUCUGAACUUCCAGUGGGUCACGGGUGAACCAGUAACAUGGGAGCGGUGGAACAGCGGGGAACCAGUCGACUCCGUAGAAACGACCUGCGUCUAUUCCAGAACGAGUUCGCAGACCUGGCUAACCUCUUUGUGCGGCCAAGCGUUGCCAUAUGUCUGCCAAAUGACCAAUGGUUCUUGCGGUUAUAAAAGUUUAAAGAAAACCACUGGUCCGAAAGACAACAGUAAAGGAAGUGUAGACCUUAACGAGUGUCAAAGUCUUUGCCUCUUAAACAGUGAAUGCAAAGGCUUUUCAUACAAAAAGACUUUAUUUUCAAAAACAUGCUAUAUUCAUCUUUCAUCUGAUCCCAACUUCCAGUUCGAUUCCAAUAACUUGGUCAGUGACUCAUCAUCUACCUUGUACAGAUGGACUUGUGUGUAUGGUGUAACCAACGGAAUCGUUCCACUUGCAAACAAAGCUGAACCGAUUACUGGUACUGACAUAAUGAACGAAUUACAAGCUAGUAGUUCGUCAUUGGUUGGCAAUCCGAUGACGUCAUCAUCCGAAUACCUGACAACUAACUACAUUGAACCAAGCAGUCUUUCAAUAUUAUUCUUAUCUUCUGUAAAUGUUGUGGAAACAUCAUCUGUGCAAAUUAGCAGUGCGCGGUUAGAAACGACCACACUAGACACGUCACUGGAAACAACAAGCAUAACGCCAGAGCUUAUGGCAUCUACAGCGUCAUCUGUAGAAUACACAGAAACAGAUUCAACAGUUUACAAUACUGAUAUUUUAACCACUGACUAUUUUUUGUUAUCCUCUUCUGUAGAGACAAAGAUUUCAAUAUCCAGUGUUCUUGGUGAAUCAUCGAGUUCAAAUGUUGUUCUUCUUAGUCCGUCAAUCCAAGAAACACAGACUAAGAUUUCAGUAUCCAGUGUUCUUGAUGAAUCAUUCAGUUCAAAUGUUGUUCUUCUUAGUCCGUCAAUCCAAGAAACACAGACUAAGAUUUCAGUAUCCAGUGUUCUUGAUGAAUCAUUCAGUUCAAAUGUUGUUCUUCUUAGUCCGUCAAUCCAAGAAACACAGACUAAGAUUUCAGUAUCCAGUGUUCUUGAUGAAUCAUUCAGUUCAAAUCUUGUUCUUCUUAGUCCGUCAAUCCAAGAAACACAGACUGAUUCACAAGACUCUCACACAUCUGGUAUUGCUGUCGGCUCAGAUUUCGUGGUCGGAACACCAAUACUGUCCUCAAGCUCGGACGUCCUCAUUCUCAGCCCAGAAAACACAUCCUUUUCAACAACGUCGGCGAUUUCGUCCUCUUCAGCAGAAGUGCCAGUGUUACCAGCCUCCAGUUCAUCAGACGAAUCCUCUAGCACUGUGACUUACUCAACAACGCCUGUGACGUCAUCCUCUCCCAUGCUGUGUCCCUGCAGAUGCAAGACGAACCUGUCUGUGGAGCAGACGGAUGAUCUGAUCGAGGAGAUCAAGAAGGCUUUGAUAAUAGAGCCGAAAAGCACAUCCAGGUCAGCCAGGACGAAGAAGAGCGCCGAGGACAACCGACCGAGUGCCCAGACAGUGGGCUACGUCGCCAUCUUGUUUCUGUCGCUCUCUAUCGGCGGGUUGUUUCUGCUCGACGGUCUGGUGCUCCUGAAUCAUGUCAAGGUAGCCAUAUUGAAACUGAAGCACGUUGUUGUGGGAACUGUCCCUGUGCCAUCGUAAUAUCCAUGUGUUAAUGGUCCAGUCAGAUUACGAACUGUAAAGUAUCAGAUGCAGCUGGUACUGAAAGUCAUUUGAUUGAAUGCCGGGGCGAUUCUAACUAUGUAUCCUCUGUGUGGGAGACCGCUCUACCGACUGAGCUAAUAGUACAAUUCCAUAUUAGCCACUGUCUGUAGAAACACUUUAUACAGGCACUACUACAUGUCCAUGUUCACCCACUUAUUUCACCCACCUAUUCCACCAUGAGGGUGGAUAUGUCCCAGAGCUGUGAGCUGAGAGCAGUGGAACAGUACACAAGCUGUUCAUGUAGAUAGAGGGUAGUAAACUAUUUAUUGUCAAAUUUAUGUCCCGAGUGAAGUAAAUCAGUUCACGACGGACAUACAUUUUAUAAUAACUGAUACCGAAUUUGAAGGGGUCAGAAUAACAAUAGGUUUAACUCCGUUUUACAUUUAAUGCCAGAAAACGUAAUAUUGUAAUUUUAAAAAUAAUAUCACGAAUUCGUCAAAUUUGUUGCAGGUAACGUAUAUCAGAAUUGAAAUGAUAAACAAAUACAAGAAUAAGUAGUAAAAAUACUUCUAAUCACUCAUAAUGUACAUAUUUGUGAUUCUUGUUUAAUAACAAAAAGGUCAACUCCAGAUGGAGUUAGAUUCAGACUUUCACUACAACACCAAAGUUUGACAAACAGCAUUACAUGGAAAAUCGUUUUUUCCCCAACUGCAUUAGUUUUGAAAGAAAAUAAUACUUGUUUAACUUCACCUCAGUACCCACCUCGGUGGAUUCAUUCAGCUGACUGGGGUUUUUUCUCGUUCCAACCAGUGCACCACAACUGGUCAAAUGCCGUAGUAUGUGCUUUCCUCUCUGUGGGUAAGUGCAUAUAAAAGAUCCCGAGCUGCAUUAGGAAAAAUGUAGCGAGUUUCCUCUGAUGACUACGUGUCAGAAUUACCAAAUGUUUGACAUCCCUAUAUUUCGUUGUAAACCAGAUUGCAGGUUUCGCAUGAGGUAUCAUUGGGUAGCACAAAGCAGAUGAUAUACAUAAGAUUUUCAUUUAAGUAAAAACUUGAAUAUUCAUUUUUUUUAAAUGGAAUUUAUCCCGAUUUUACUCUGACCCCUUCAUCUAUUAUUCUAUUUAUUACCUAUCUAAAAGCCUUCUAUUUUUGUUAUCCAUACAUGUACAUGA